AGAGAGAGAGAGAGAUGAGAGGAGGAGUAGGGGAUGAAGCAGUACUGUUUGAGACCAAGAGAGCGAAAGGCAGGAUAUGGUACAAGUUGUAUUUUUGCUCUGUGCUUGCAGGGUUGUGUAUGAUCUGGGUGUACAGAGCUUUACAGAUCCCAGGAGGAGGAGGAGGAGGACGAGGGAGGUGGUGGGCAUGGAUUGGGAUCUUUGGAGCUGAGCUUUGGUUUAGCUUGUACUGGAUACUCACUCAGGCUGUGCGUUGGAACCCCACCUAUCGCUACACCUUCAAGGAGAGGCUGUCUCAGAGAUACGAAGACAAGUUGCCCAAUGUAGACAUCUUUGUGUGCACUGCGGAUCCUACUAUAGAGCCACCAAUCAUGGUGAUCAACACUGUACUAUCAGUCAUGGCAUACCAGUAUCCAGUAGAGAAGCUUAGCGUCUACCUCUCCGAUGACAGUGGGUCCGAGCUCACUUUCUAUGCCCUCUUGGAGGCAUCUCGGUUCGCGAAAGCUUGGCUACCUUUUUGCAAGAAAUUCAAAGUUGAACCCAGAUCCCCAGCUGCUUAUUUUGAGGAAACAUUGGUAAGCCCAAGAGAGGGAGCAGAAGCUGUUGAUUGGUUGGCAACAAAGAGCUUAUACGAGGAGAUGGAGAACCGAAUUGAUGUUGCAGUUAAGCUAGGGAGAGUUCCAGCUGACCAACAUAAACAACACAAGGGAUUCAGCCAAUGGAACUCGGCCAUAACUCGUCGUGAUCACCAAGCAAUCGUCGAAAUUCUAAUCAAUGGAAGAGAUGAAAAAUCUCUGGAUGAUGAACAGUUUGCGUUACCAACGCUCGUGUACAUGGCUCGUGAAAAGAGACCCUCUCAUCAUCAUAACUUUAAAGCUGGAGCUAUGAACUCACUGCUUAGAGUUUCAUCAGAGAUAAGCAAUGGUGCAAUCAUUCUCAAUGUGGACUGCGACAUGUACUCGAACAAUUCAGAGAUUGUGAAAGAUGCACUAUGUUUUCUUAUGGAUGAAGAGAAGGGUCAUGAGUUUGCAUAUGUACAACUCCCACAAAUCUUCAAAAACAUCACAAAGAAUGACAUCUAUGGCAAUUCCUUGCGAUUAAUGACCGAGGUGGAUUUCCAUGGUUUAGAUGGAGUUGGAGGGCCUCUGUAUACUGGAUCCGGUUGUUUCCACAGAAGGGAAUGUCUAAUGGGCAAAAAGUAUGAUGCAAAUUCCAAGGCACAACUAGAACUGAGCAGGAAGAACUUAGAAGCAAACACAUCCAUCUUGGAGGAGAAAGCUAAGCAUCUUGUUACAUGCAGCUAUGAGAAUAACACUGAAUGGGGAAAAGAGAUGGGUCUCAAGUAUGGAUCCCCUGUGGAGGAUGUGAUCACCGGGUUGUCAAUCCAAUGCAGGGGUUGGAAGUCCAUCUACUUCAAUCCUUCAAGGACAGGGUUCUUGGGAGUUGCCCCUGUCACAUUGGCACAGACCCUGGUGCAGCACAAGAGAUGGUCUGAGGGGGAUCUCCAAAUAUUCUUCUCCAAGUACUGCCCGUUCAUCUUCGGCCAUGAUAAAAUAACGUUAGGCCUGAAAUUGGCAUACACUAUGUACUGUUUAUGGUCUCCUUGCUCCUUGCCAACACUGUACUAUGUUGUUAUCCUACCUAUGGCACUCCUGCAUUGCAUUUCCUUGUACCCCAACAUAAACAGCAUCUGGUUCAUGCCAUUUGCGUAUGUGAUCGUUGCAACAAAAUUAUAUAGCCUAUCAGAAUCAUUAUGGGCUGGAUAUACACUGAAGGGUUGGUGGAAUGAGCAGAGGAUGUGGCUUUUCAAAAGAUUGGCUUCUUACCCCUUUGCAGUUGUCGACACCUUCCUCAAACUACUAGGCGUUAACAAGUCUGCAUUCGUUGUUACAGCGAAGGUGGCUGAUAAAGAGGUCUCGAAGAGAUACGAGCAAGAGAUCAUGGAGUUUGGCUCACAUUCUCUCAUGUUCACAAUCCUGGCUACGAUAGCGAUACUCAAUGUCAUUUGCCUGAUGAGUGGAGUAAAGCAGAUGGUCUGGGAGGGAGAAGUCGGAUCGCCAGACUCAUUGUUGGUGCAGCUUGUUGUGUGUGGCACAGUUGUUCUUAUCAACAUCCCUGUCUAUGAAGCCAUGUUCUUACGCAGUGGUGGCGGGCGCAUGCCAAACUCUAUCACAUUUAUCUCGAUUGCUUUAGCCAUUUUAGCUUAUGUACUUCCAAUGCGGCAGAACGGGAGUGCAUCAUUAGUGUUUCCAUAGCAUCAGACAGAAAAAACGCAGAAGGCUCUGGUGGAAUAACAACAUAGUGAUGAUGGCAUAUUGCUGAGCUAAAAUGUAAGGAUGGCUAUUCAAAAAUUGGAUGUGAUUGCCAAGUUUUCUCGUUUCUUUUAGGCACAAGAAAAUUUUAUUUUGAUAUGUUGGCGGCAUAUAUUAUUACCCCUUUAUGUAAUAAGCAAAUGAUGUUCUUAUCUUGUGUCACGCUAUAUAUAUAGCUUAUUUUCCUAAA
This is a messenger RNA of Musa acuminata subsp. malaccensis (wild Malaysian banana), 2502 nucleotides long. Its product is annotated as cellulose synthase-like protein E6. Gene Ontology annotation, cellular component: trans-Golgi network; plasma membrane. The record is from RefSeq and is a predicted model, not a curated record. Gene Ontology annotation, molecular function: cellulose synthase (UDP-forming) activity. Gene Ontology annotation, biological process: plant-type primary cell wall biogenesis; cellulose biosynthetic process. NCBI's taxonomy places the organism in Eukaryota, Viridiplantae, Streptophyta, Magnoliopsida, Zingiberales, Musaceae.